Plasmopara halstedii is the source of this 276-nucleotide messenger RNA. RefSeq lists its product as uncharacterized. Bases 1 to 276 code for a protein of 91 amino acids. The transcript has 2 exons. NCBI's taxonomy places the organism in Eukaryota, Oomycota, Peronosporomycetes, Peronosporales, Peronosporaceae. The record is from RefSeq and is a predicted model, not a curated record.
AUGAAGACCUUGAAGGACCCUGAGAAGAGCAAACCGAUGGAUUUGGCAGCGCAUCUAGCCUAUCAUAAAAGAGAGGAUGCAGGGCUAAGUAAAGACUUCAAAGAACCAGAAAUGCGGCAGUCAGACUUCGAAGUAGAAGUCCACGAACAGGACGUAGCCAAUGGCUAUGAUCAUAAGAAGUUCGAGAUCGCCAAGCUGUCAGGGGUGACGAAGAAGUAUGACACGACAAAGAAGAACCAGCAGAGAGGAGAAGCAUUCGAGCAGCAACGAGAAUGA